AAGAGUAGAGUAAUGAAGAUCGAUAAUGGGAAUGUGAUAACAAGUAAUCCGGAUCCGUGUAGCCGGUGGCCGGCGUGCUCCGUGAGGGUUCCCCGCCGAUAAUAUUUAUAUUGAGCUUCCAUCCCCUUUGAAUGUUACCUACCUACUCAAUAUCAGCUGUGCUAUGAAAAGAGAGUCUGUCUGUGAGUGGUGUGUGUAUCAAUACCUAGGCUACGGUUAAGUAAGGAGUGUCUAUUAUUCUUCCACCAUACAUUUAUCGAGAUAAAGGGGCGCUGCCUGCCAAUAUGGCCGUCACCAAUGAAACCGCCGAUUCGUUCGAGAUCCCGAUUAUCGACAUAUCUCCGUACCUCGAGAACCCGUCCUCAGCAGCGGCGGCCAAGGUUGUCGACGAGGUACGCCAGGCAUGCACGACUAGUGGUUUUUUCCAAAUAAUCAACCACGGCGUGCCAAAGGAACUACGGGAUGCUCUCUUCAAAGCCGCCGAGACCUUCUUCGCGCUUCCGCUCGAGGAGAAGGCGUCGCUUCGGCACCCGGUGUUGAAAAAUAGGGGCUAUGAGUUGAUCGGCUCGCAGGCUUUGCAGGAGGAUACCUUGCCUGAUCUCAAGGAAGGUUUCUUCAUCGGCCAGCACAUCCCCUCCUCCGACCCGCGCUCGCAAGCACACCCAGUGCUAAUCGGACCCAACAUCUUCCCCCCGAGCCUGCCCGACUCAGCGCUCAAGGAACCCACGGAGGCGUACUACGCGGCCGUGUUCGCGCUGUCGUGCACCGUCAUGGAGAUCCUCGCCAAGGGCCUCCCCUACGGCGACGACGUCUUCGUCCCGUUCGUUUCCAACGACCCUGUCUGCGCUCUACGACUGCUGCACUACCCACCGCAGGAGUCGACGGACGAGCGGCAGCUGGGCGCGGGGGCGCAUACGGAUUUUGGUUCCAUAACCCUCCUCCUCCAGGACACCUCGGGCGGCCUCGAGGUCCUCAACCGCGCCACCUCCACCUGGAUCCCGGUGCACCCCAACCCGGACGCCUACGUCGUCAACAUCGCCGACAUGCUGUCCUUCUGGACGCGCGACGUCUACAAGAGCACCGUGCACCGCGUCGUCAACCGCAGCGGCGGGCAUCGGUACUCUGCUCCUUUCUUCUUCGACGGGAACACGGAUGUGGAGCUGGCGCCGCUGGACGGGUCGGGGGGAGGGAGGAGGGCGAUCACGGCGGAGGAGCACAUGUUGGAGAGGUAUGGGACGACGUAUGGGAGGGUGGAGAAGGGGAAGAAGGAUGUGGUGCAGGUGGAGGUGGGGAAGGGGGUUGUUGUUGCGUAGGUACCUACCUAGGGAGGUAGAGGGGGUUUCUACACUAAGAUUUGGGUGGGAAGGGGGUUGUGUACGAGGAACAGGGCCUUUGUCGUACAGAGAGUUGCCCAAGGAGCAAGAUGUCAGAUUGAAUGACUGCAUUGCGCACUACUAUGCCGAAGGUGUCAUAUCAAAUUUAUUGAAACCUAUCCAUGCGUGAA
Hypoxylon fragiforme is the source of this 1504-nucleotide messenger RNA. RefSeq names its product Clavaminate synthase-like protein. The transcript has 6 exons. Lineage: Eukaryota; Fungi; Ascomycota; Sordariomycetes; Xylariales; Hypoxylaceae. Gene Ontology annotation, molecular function: dioxygenase activity. Bases 285 to 1313 code for a protein of 342 amino acids. The record is from RefSeq and is a predicted model, not a curated record.